Messenger RNA from Thlaspi arvense, 2280 nucleotides. The record is from the annotation of a GenBank genome assembly. Lineage: Eukaryota; Viridiplantae; Streptophyta; Magnoliopsida; Brassicales; Brassicaceae.
AUGAAGUUGUCUUCUCUGAUUGUAUCAAAUAAUAGGAAGCAUAUUGUAGUUCUAAUCAUAGGUUUAGUAUGUAUCUUGAAGAUAGCCUUAAUUUCUGCUGCCAAUGAAGAGAGCCAGAUCUACACGGUGCAUUUGGGUGAGAGGCAACAUGAUGAUCCUAAUCUUGUUACUGAUUCACAUCAUGAUAUUCUCGGAUCGCUUCUUGGAAGCAAAGAAGCUUCCCGCGAGUCUAUGAUUUAUAGUUAUAGGCAUGGUUUCUCAGGCUUUUCAGCAAAGCUCACAUCAUCUCAAGCAAGAGAACUCUCAGAGAAUCCGCAUGUUGUUCAUGUAACAAGAAGCAAGAAUAUGAAGCUGAAAACAACAAGGGUUAGUGAUUACUUGGGACUCACUCCAACCGCUCCAACGGGUCUUCUCCAUGAAACUGAUAUGGGAAGUGAAGCUAUCAUAGGAGUCCUGGACUCAGGAAUAACGCCAGGGUCGAAGUCAUUUGAUGACAACGGUCUUGGACCGAUCCCAGCGCGUUGGAAGGGGCGGUGUGCUUCAGGAGAAGGGUUCAACGCAUCGAGCUGCAACAGAAAGUUGAUCGGAGCUACGUACUACGCAAAGGCUCUCCUCAUAAAGCACAAUGGAACGUUUAACGGGACAGCGAUAGACGAGGUCUUGUCCCCUUUGGACAAAGUUGGCCACGGAACACAUUGUGCGUCGACUGCCGUGGGUUCUUUCGUUCAAGACGCGAAUUUCCUUGGUCUAGCUCAGGGAACCGCAAGGGGAGCUGCCCCUCGGGCCCGUCUAGCCUCUUACAAAGUGUGUUGGAACAACGAGGAGUGUUUUACACCGGAUAUUUUAAAGGCGAUGGAUCACGCAAUCGGUGAUGGCGUCGAUGUUCUAUCGCUCUCGCUUGGAUCCGAAGUACCGCUUGAUUUCGAGGUUGAUAGAACUGAUUUCGCUAUCGCUGCUUUCCACGCCGUUAGGAAGGGAAUCCCCGUAGUAUGUGCAGGAGGUAACGAUGGUCCCCAGAUUCAAUCUGUCUCUAACGUUGCUCCGUGGAUCAUAACCGUCGCGGCUACGACUAUGGACAGAGAGUUCUUCACGCCCAUCACUCUUGGAAAUAACAUUACCAUCCUGGGUCAAGAAGGCCUAUACAUGGGAAAAGAAGUUGGAUUCACUGAUCUUCUUUACUUCGACGACUUGAACAAAGGGGAUUUACAAGCCGGUAGAGCUAAGGGGAAGAUCGUGUUUUUCUUCCAAACACCUAAAUUUCAAGAGGAUUUUGCUGAAUUCGCGCAAUCGAAUGGGGCAGCUGGCGUUAUUAUUGCAAUUCAGCCAAGCGAUGCUAUUGAACAGAGCAUAGCAGAUAUCGCAUGUGCCUUUGUAGACUACGAACUUGGGAUGGACAUUUUGUUGUACAUUCAAACAACCACAUCUCCUAAAGCUAAGAUCAGCCCUACCAAGACAUUCGUUGGCCGACCUUCAUCGACUAAGGUCGCAAAAUUUUCGUCUAGAGGUCCCAAUUCAAUAUCUCCUGCCAUUCUCAAGCCGGAUAUAGCAGCACCAGGUUCAGGUAUACUUGCAGCUGUACCAUCACAGGGAGGAUACGAUUUCAUGUCGGGAACAUCGAUGGCUACACCUACCGUGUCGGGAAUAGUCGGACUUCUUAGGCAAAAACGCCCUGACUGGUCUCCUGCGGCGAUCCGGUCUGCUCUCGUCACAACCGCAUCUCAAACGGACCCAUUCGGAGAGCCGAUCGCAGCGGAGGGUUCGCCACGCAAACUCGCUGACCCAUUUGACUACGGAGGUGGCCUCGUGAAUCCGGGGAAAGUAGCGGACCCAGGACUUGUCUACGACAUGGGCUACGGUGAAUAUGUUCAUUACUUGUGCUCCGCAGGCUACGACGAUAGAUCCAUCUCAAAACUACUUGGAAAAGCCAACAAAUGCCCUUCUCCAACUCCAUCCAUGCUUGAUGUCAACUUGCCUUCCAUCACAAUCCCAUAUCUCAGUGAAGAGAUCACCAUAACUAGAACCGUGACCAAUGUUGGACCAGUUGGUUCGGUUUACAAAGCUGUGAUCCAACCGCCUCAAGGUAUUAACGUGCAGGUGAGUCCUGAGACUCUUGAGUUCAGUUCCAACACCAACAAGACUACAUUUACGGUGAAAAUCUCCACGACUCAUAGAGCGAAUACUGAUUAUCUCUUUGGGAGCUUGACUUGGACCGACAAUGGUGCUCACAAUGUCCGGAUCCCUCUUUCUGUAAGAACAAGAGUUUUGAACUUCAAGAUCUAA